This is a messenger RNA of Varanus komodoensis (Komodo dragon), 1080 nucleotides long. RefSeq names its product radial spoke head 3 (gene RSPH3). The transcript is spliced from 9 exons. The record is from RefSeq and is a predicted model, not a curated record. Gene Ontology annotation, cellular component: cilium. Bases 1 to 1080 code for a protein of 359 amino acids. NCBI's taxonomy places the organism in Eukaryota, Metazoa, Chordata, Lepidosauria, Squamata, Varanidae.
AUGACCUCAGCAAUUCUCAACCAAGAGGGUGAUGCAGGUCCUGAUAGAAUCUACUCCUACAACAGCCGCCCCCGGGCUGUGCCUGCCAAAAGGCGGUAUCGAGAACGUGUGCAUCAGCCAGACGAAAGCCCAACUCGCUAUGGGAACCUCAUGUAUGACCGGAGAGUGGUUCGAGGCAACACGUAUGCUGCUGACACAUUGCCUUGGAGUCCUGAACCUGAUCCUGUUGAGAUUCAGAAGCAACGAGAAGCCCACAGGAAAAUGCUUGCCAGAAAGCGAGCAAAGGAAGAGCAGGAGCUGCAUGCCCCGGAAAUUGAGAGCAAAACGCGGGUCGAGGUGCAGACAGAAUUGUACCUGGAAGAGAUUGCAGAUCGCAUUAUUGAAACUGAUAUGGAGUGUCAAACUGAUACUUUCGUGGAAAGACCAGACACUCCGCUCUUUGUUCCACAGAAGACCGGAGCUGAUGCAUCUACACAAAUUGAAGAAGGAGAGAUCUUUGAAUUUGACAUCGAAGUCAAACCCAUGCUUGAAGUUUUGGUUGGAAAAACCAUUGAACAAGCUUUGGUAGAAGUCAUGGAAGAAGAAGAACUGGCCAAUCUUAGGGCCCACCAAUAUGCAUAUCACGAACUGCGCAAUGCAGAGAUUGCUGAAAUGUAUCGCCUUGAAGAACAAGAGAGAAGACACAAAGAGGAAAAGGAACGCCGUAAGAUGCAGCAGACUGAAAUCCAAGAUAAGCAAACAAGAGUCAGUGAGAAAGUUGCAGCUCGGGCAUUUGCUCUGCAGUACCUGUCAAACCUCAUUCCUUCUGUCUUUACUAAUCUUCAGAAAAAGGGUUUUUUCUACGAUCAAAUAGAAAGCGAUGUUGAAGAAGGAUUUCUUCCAUACUUGAUGAAUGAAGCAGAAGAGAUCAUGCAGAAGAGAAUUCAUGGAAGAGUAAUGGCAGACUGGAUAAUUAGUGAGGUGGUUGGAAAGAAGCUGGAAGACUUUGCUGAGUAUGAGAUGUUUGACCGGUAUCACAUAGAUAAACUACAUCAGCAUUCCUUCCGAAAGGGAUCUUUUGGACCCUCUGAUCUGUUCUAG